CACACCCACACCGACACACCCCCACUCCCACCCACACCCACCCCCACACAGCCACAUACACACCCACGCCCACACUCACACCCACACCGACACACCCACACUCACACCCACACCGACACCCUCUUAACGCUAUAUGGUCGCAAAAUGGUGCAACCGUGGCAGGCGGCAAUGGUUCUGACAGCGCAAUCAAUCAACUACAUUAUCCAUAGGACACGCACGUAGAUGAUAAUCAAACCAUUUAUGUAGCUGAAUAUUCAAAUCAGCGUAUUAUGGAAUGGAAAUGUAGUACGAUGAAUGGUAAAGUUGUUGAUGGUGGAAAUCAACAAGGGGAUCGAAGUAAUCAAUUGAAUAGUCCAGCAAAUGUGAUUAUUAAUAAAGAAAAUGAUAGUAUCAUCAUUUGUGAUCAAGAAAAUCGGCGAGUUGUGCGAUGGCCACGACGUAAUGGUAAAAAUGGAGAAACGAUCAUUUCAAAUUUACAAGGUACAAAAGAAGGCAUCAUUAUUGCAGAUGCUGAAAGUGAAGGGCAAGAUCUUACACAACUAUCAUAUUCUGGUGGAAUAGCUGUCGAUCAUUUAGGUACUGUUUAUGUUGUAGAUUUUCAUGAACAUCGAGUAAUGCAUUGGUUGAAAGGAGCAAAACAAGGUAUAUCAUCGUGGGUAGCAAUGGAAAAGGAACAGAAGCAAACAAAUUGA
Molecule: messenger RNA, 692 nt
Organism: Rotaria sp. Silwood2
Lineage: Eukaryota; Metazoa; Rotifera; Eurotatoria; Philodinida; Philodinidae
Source: the annotation of a GenBank genome assembly